CCCACCUCCUUGACGGAGAGACUUGAUCUAUCGAACUUACAAAGUCCCUCGAUGGGACCUCAGGGACUUUUGUCCAGCAACUCCCGACUUUACGUUACUAAUGUAUCUAUAUCCAUCUAUGUAUUCUACAGCCUACAAAAGGGGGACACGGUUUAUACGGGGCGAACUAAAAUCUAGGCGUGUUUUUGGCUUCUGUGUUUGGCUUAUGGGAUAUGGGUCUCUUUUUUAUUGUUUUUGGCGGAUAUUCCCCCUUCAGUUCUUUCUAUGGUCUAGCUUCGAGGUUGGGUUUUUUGGGGGGAGUUAGACACAAAAUCAUUCCAUUGAGGCCAUAUCUGGUCUCGUUUUCUUUUCUG
Messenger RNA from Aspergillus fijiensis CBS 313.89, 353 nucleotides. RefSeq lists its product as uncharacterized. The coding region runs from base 101 to 304 and encodes 67 amino acids. NCBI's taxonomy places the organism in Eukaryota, Fungi, Ascomycota, Eurotiomycetes, Eurotiales, Aspergillaceae. The record is from RefSeq and is a predicted model, not a curated record. The transcript has a single exon.